AUGGAUGGGGGCCAGGCACUCUGCACUCCGCCUCUCCGGAUCCCUGGAUCCGAUUCUUCUGCGGCAGUCAUCGCGGCCGGUUGUGUCUGGGUCCGCGGUCGCUUGGUGCACACAGAAGGUGUGGGAAGGUUCUCGGCUGCGAGGGCAGGAGGAGUCGGGGCUCCCACACCGGAUAAAAGCCCAACCAGGUCGUCCCGGCUUGGCUGGCUUGAGAGACAGCGAAAGAACAGCAGAGCGGAGCAGUACCAGCUUCCGCCACCUCGAGGAAGUGGCACCUUGAAGAUCAACUUCUUGUUCGAAGAUGUAGGCUUCUGCACCUUCAUUACUCGUGCCCACUUUGAGGAACUGUGUUCAGACCUUUUCUGUACUCCCCUGGAGGCCGUGGAAAUGACCCCGAGCGAUGCCAAGCUGACCAAGGCCCAAACCCAUGAGGUCACCCCGGUGGGUGGUUCUACCCACAUCUCUAAGAUGGAGGAACGUCUAUAAGACUUCUUCGACGUCCAGGAGCUGAACAAGAACCAGCCUGAUGAGGCCGUGGCCCCUGGGGCUGCUGUGGUGAUGGUUGUGUUGUUGGAAGACAAAUGUGAGAAGGUGCAGGAUCUCCUCCUGCUGGAUGACGUUCCCUUGUUUGACUCUGGGGUUGGAAACGGUGAGGUGAUGACCACAUUAAUCCCACGGAGUGCCACCAUCCCUGCCAAACAGACCCAAGCUUACUCUGCCCACCAGCCUGGGGUCCUGAUCCAGGUGAAUGAGGGUGAGAGGGCUGUGACAAAGAGCAGCAAACUGUUCCGUUGCAUCCCUCCUGCUCCACGUGGAGUUCCCCAGAUGGAAGUGAAUGUUGACAUAGAUGCCAAUGGUAUCCUAAGUACUUCUGCCACCGACAGGAGUACAGGCAAGGCUAACAAGAUCACCAUCACCCACGACAAGGGCCAGCUCAGCAAGGAGGAAGUACAGAGGAUGGUUCGUGAGUCUGAACAACACAAGGCUGAGAGUGAGGUUCAGAGGGACAGAGUGGCUGCAGAAAACUUUCUGGAAGUUCGUGUCUUCCACGUAAAGAGUUGCUUGCAGGGAGACAGCCGUAGGGAAGGGAGUUCAGAAGAGGACAGAUGCAAAGGGCGAGACAAGUGUGAGGAAAUCCUGGCCUGGGUAGAGCACAACCGGGUGGCAGGCAAGGAGAGGACAUUGGUGCAGAGCUGCUGCCCCAUCUUCCGUAGGCUUUAUGCGCCGUCUGGUGUUCCUAGGGGUAACAGUACUGGGCCUCAAGCUUGCCAGGAGAGGCCUAGUACUGACCCCAUCAUUGAGGAAGUUGAUCGAUUGACCUGCCGUGAUAAGUCAUCUGUGUCUGUAAGGGCUGGACUUACGGGUGUUCUAGACUCUUCUAUAAUCCCACUUUGUAACUUCAGAGUUAAUUUUCAGCUCCGACAGCCGCCCCCAGAAUCUGUUAACUCCGCAUCCGAUCGGCGCCAACUCCUUCAAUACCAUCUCUUUAGCUCGGACAGCAAUGUCUUAGAGCGAGUGGCCCGCAGAAUCCCUCUUCUCCCUCACUGCCUCCUUUAG
Molecule: messenger RNA, 1557 nt
Organism: Microtus ochrogaster (prairie vole)
Lineage: Eukaryota; Metazoa; Chordata; Mammalia; Rodentia; Cricetidae
Gene: Hspa6
Product: heat shock protein family A (Hsp70) member 6
Molecular function (GO): ATP binding; ATP-dependent protein folding chaperone
Source: RefSeq, a predicted model, not a curated record